GUGCGGAGGGUGACGUCAUUAGUGCGAGCAGUAAACAGAAGCUGGACAGGGAAGGCUGGUCUCGUGCUGAAACAUGGUCUUGGGCUUGCUGCCCUUUACAGCAGCGACCAGGUUCACACACCUCUCGGCCGCCGACCCGUACACGACGCAAAAAUAAACAAAUUGGAAAACCGUUUCCGACCAUGGCGACGGGAGGUGGGACGAUGCCCAACCUUGAAGGGCAAGCCUCGAACUUCGCCCACUCCGGAGCUGGGAGGAGCGGAGCGGCCGCGUCCGCAGUAGUGGCGGGUCCGGACCCCUCCUCGGCCCUGGGCCUGCACCGGGAGCCCAUGUACAACUGGCAGGCGACCAAGAGCAGCGUGAAGGAGCGCUUUGCCUUUCUCUUCAACAACGAGUUGCUUAGCGACGUGAAGUUCGUGGUGGGCAAGGGCAGGCAAGCUCAGAGGAUCCCGGCUCACAAAUUCGUGCUGGCGGCUGGCAGUGCCGUCUUUGACGCCAUGUUUAACGGGGGCAUGGCGACUACCUCUGCAGAGAUUGAGCUGCCUGAUGUGGAGCCGGCGGCAUUCUUAGCCUUGCUCAGGUUUCUGUAUUCAGAUGAAGUUCACAUAGGUCCAGAGACCGUCAUGACCACUCUGUACACUGCCAAAAAAUAUGCAGUUCCCGCACUGGAGGCGCACUGUGUAGAAUUUCUUACCAAACAUCUCCGAGCUGACAAUGCCUUUAUGCUCCUUACCCAGGCUCGAUUGUUUGAUGAGCCUCAGCUUGCCAGCCUGUGCUUAGAUACAAUAGAUAAAAGCACUGCUGAUGCAAUAAGUGCAGAGGGCUUCACAGACAUUGAUUUAGAUACACUCUGUGCUGUUCUGGAGAGAGACACUCUGGGUAUUCGAGAGAGCAGGCUUUUUGCAGCAGUUGUACGCUGGGCUGAAGCAGAGUGCUACAGGCAGCAGCUUCCACUUACUUCUGAAAACAAACAGAAAGUUCUGGGAAAAGCUCUCUCGCUUAUUCGCUUCCCUCUGAUGACUGUGGAAGAAUUUGCUGCAGGGCCUGCCCAGUCUGGAAUUUUGUUCGAUCGGGAGGUGGUAAAUCUGUUUUUACACUUUACAGUAAACCCCAAACCCCGGGUUGACUACAUUGACAGACCAAGGUGUUGUCUCAGGGGAAAGGAAUGCAGCAUAAAUAGGUUCCAACAGGUAGAGAGUCGCUGGGGAUAUAGUGGUACCAGUGACAGAAUAAGGUUCAGUGUUAAUAGAAGAAUAUCUGUAGUAGGUUUUGGGCUCUAUGGAUCUAUACACGGUCCUACAGAUUAUCAAGUCAACAUACAGAUUAUUGAAAGUGACAAAAGCCUGACACUUGGACAGAAUGAUACAGGAUUUAGCUGCGACGGAACUGCUAAUACUUUCAGGGUCAUGUUUAAGGAACCCAUAGAAAUCAUACCGAAUGUCAGCUAUACUGCCUGUGCAACUCUUAAGGGCCCAGAUUCGCACUAUGGCACAAAAGGACUGAAGAAAGUGGUUCACGAAUCUACAACAGGGACCAAAACAACUUUUUUCUUCCUUAGCUCACCUGGGAAUAACAACGGCACUUCAGUGGAAGAUGGACAGAUACCAGAAAUAAUUUUUUAUACAUAAAACAUGGAAUUGGAUUAUCUUUAUCAAUUUUACUUUUCAGUUGUACAGCAGCAUGCGCCGUCGUCAGGGAUUGCAGAGAAGACUUGAGCAUGCAAAAAGGGAGUUGGAGACUCAUGCACAUGCUGGCCAUUGUUUGUCUAGUUUUACCUGUUAGUACUGUACUGUAGAAAAGGUGCUACUGGUCAUGUGGGCUGCUUUGAGAAACUGAGCCGAAGAAGACCCCAGGACUGUUAAAGGCUGGUUAAGUCUCAGAUUGUCUGGACUUCGCUCAGGCCUGGGGUGUGCUGUGUCAUGUUUUUUUUUUAGCAAAAAGUAAGCUACAGCAUAUGGUUUCAUACUUUUCAUACAUUUUAAAAUAGCUCAUCUGCUAACUGUAUGUUUGAAAUGUGCUUCCUUCACUCUCAUCAGGAACUUCUCAAGGAGCUGUAUCUAGCAUGUACAUGACCACAGCAAUUGCUGACAUCAGCAGGCUAAUAUUGAUAGCCACAGCCACCACAACUACACGCAGAAACCAAGAAAAAACAAAUUCCCAGACUUCAGCGUUUUCAUGUAAAUGUCAAACAUGGUCAUAGUUGAAAACCAUCCUAGGAGUGCAUCAAGAAUUUGUACAGUCUUGUCUUCUGUAAAAUAAAAUAUGUACUAAUGUCAUUGA
Lepisosteus oculatus (spotted gar) is the source of this 2280-nucleotide messenger RNA. RefSeq names its product BTB/POZ domain-containing protein 1. Gene Ontology annotation, biological process: neurogenesis. The record is from RefSeq and is a predicted model, not a curated record. Lineage: Eukaryota; Metazoa; Chordata; Actinopteri; Semionotiformes; Lepisosteidae. Gene Ontology annotation, cellular component: cytosol; P-body. Gene Ontology annotation, molecular function: protein binding.